Molecule: messenger RNA, 2611 nt
Organism: Biomphalaria glabrata
Lineage: Eukaryota; Metazoa; Mollusca; Gastropoda; Planorbidae
Exons: 11
Coding region: 200-1921 (573 amino acids)
Source: RefSeq, a predicted model, not a curated record
UUAUCUUGAAGCGUGUCCACACGUUGUUUGAAACGUGAUGAAACCCACGACUUCUGUAGGAUGGAGAACACUUUGUUAACUGACAGUUUUGCAAUAACAAAAAAACAAAAACAAAUAUAAACUAGAACAAGCGAAUGGUUGGCCACACGGAUGUACGCACUGACAUUUCAGUACAGGACCGUAUAUUUUCAAUUAUAUCAUGGAUAGGCUUAUGAUAUUUAUUAUAUUUGCAGUAUCUUUAGAGUCGUGCUAUUUACAAGAACAAGACAUAGCCUGCAAUGAUGGAGAUUUUUGCGAGUACAAGUGUCAGUGCAAUAAACCAUGUCAAGAUGAUUUGAAGUGUGCAGACGACGAUACAUGUAAACCUGGAUGGUUUGGUUACCGAUGUCAGUAUCAAGAUUUGGCUGUAUUUAAGGCAACACUUACUACCAACCCGUUAGGGAUGAAUAUUAGCUGGUUGACUGAUCAGAACGACUACACUUGUAAUACGGCAAAUGAUUUGAAAUCUGUAACUGUCACGUGGCCCGAAUUAAAAGCAAUUCCAUUAUCCUGGACAAGAGUGACUGUAAACGAACCACAAUCUCUGUCAAAAGUUGAGCUGCAGUUCACCAAAGAAGGAACAGCUGAGAAGUCCUUAUGUCUAAAUGAGACAUUCGCUGAAGUAAACAACAAAACUUUAGACAGGCGAUGUAAUGAUGAUGUCACGAUAACCUCUUUAACUUUAUCUGGGAAUCUGUCAUCUUUAUGUUCUUUUUAUAUCAGUGGAGAUAGAAACAUAGCGUACAAACAGAAUGCCUCGCAGUCUUCAAGCCUGAAAGUCUUUACAAGAAAAGACAGAGAAAAGGAUAUAGGAGAUGAUAGGGGAAAUGCUUACUUAGCUGUUGAUGGAGACACUAGAUCUAGCUACAUGAAAGGCAGCUGCACUCAUACCUACGAGGAGCCUUCGCCUAACUGGAAUCUAACUCUACAGAACGACUACGUUAUUAAACGGUUGAUUCUUUAUAACAGAGCUGAUUGCUGUCCAGAAAGAUUACAAGAAUUUAUUAUUAGUACGUAUGAUGUACAUGGAGCCAGGAUUGGAUUCUAUGAAGAUGGAAGCGGUGUAGAACUGAUCUAUUUUAUCAAUCUAAAUGGAAGCUUGAUGAAUGCAGUAGACUUUAUUUCCAUACAUCUUAUUGGACGAAGGAAAGUCCUCACCUUGUGUGAAGUGGAGGCAUACGGAGAGUGCCCAUCAGGUAAAUGGAGUUUACAGUGUAGUAAAGAAUGUCCUACCUCAUGUCCUAACGACUGUGAUAGAGACACUGGAAAGUGUAACACUGUCUGCGUUGGAUACAGUAACCCACCAAAGUGUGAUACAGUCUGCGCUAGUGGCAAGUGGGGAAUAAAUUGUCGCAAUACUUGCAAUAACAGAUGUUUUGAGGAUAAGUGUGAUGUUAAAACUGGAUUAUGUGACAAAGGAUGUAAUGGCUAUAGCGACCCACCUUACUGUGGCUAUGAAUGUGUUAGAGGUACUUACGGAAGAAACUGCUCAUUCAAUUGUUCAAGUCUAUGUGUUAACGGAGAAUGUGACCCUGUCAAAGGAGAUUGCGAUAAAUGCCCUCCUGGGUACGAGGGGCACGCUUGUGAUAUUAAAACGUUUAGUGUGGACCUGAACAGUUUUGGAAUAGGAUACGCAGCAGGUACUGGAGUUCUUGUUCUAGUCAUCAUGGCCUUGCUGCUUAAUAAGACUUUGGUUUUCCAUUGGAGCCCAAGGACAGAGUCUUUCGCUGUUCGAACGAAUCUUCAACUUGAAGAGUGUGCUAAUUAUGACCAUGUUCAUCAACCUGAUGAUGUAGACAAUGACUACGAGACGCCAUCAACGAACAAAUGCUAUAAGGAUGCUCUAGCCAAGUCUCAUUAUGAUUACAUUAAUGUAACUUAAGUUAUAACCUUAUUCAUUUUAUCACCAACCAAAUAGAAAACUACAAAAACUACAAUAUUGUCACAUUUUUAUUUUGUUACAUAAAGGGAUAGAGGAAAACACUCCGGAGUAGGUGUAAACUACAAAUACAGGCUGAUGAGCAAGAAUGCACACGAAUUAUUACGCAUCUUUUCCUAUCGAAAGCAUUGCAAUCGACUGAAUUGGUAAUCAUUUGAAACUGGAGUUCUCCUUUUUUAACUGGGUGUCAAAUUCAGCUUGUUCAGCUGAAUUGUGGUGUUCUAGUUCAAUGCACUUGUAUGCUGGUCAAGUGGUCUGAAAAGAGAGAGUGUGUGUAAAUGACCUGGUUAAUAUGUCACGAGUAGAUGACUAGACCCUUUAGGUGACCUUGAAAAAAUAUUUGUGUAAAAGGGGACAGAAAAAGAAAGAUGUUUAAAGAAAGAAAGAUAAAGGAAUUUUGAAUCAAAGAAAGUAAAGCUAAUAAUCGUUUUUAGUUGGUCAUUAAUCAUUGGUCAAUACUUUUUGAUUGUUAUUUUUUUUUCUUCAAUUUAUUUAAUAAUAAUAAGAUUCAUCAGUCCAUGUAUAUUAUACUAGCUGUACAACUAAUUUAUUUUAAUAUAAAUGUGUUUAUCGCUGGAUUACUUGUUAUAUACAAUGUUGUUUCUCAUAAUUAAAAAGAAGAUAAAUAUAUUC